This is a messenger RNA of Temnothorax curvispinosus, 1374 nucleotides long. Its product is annotated as major royal jelly protein 1-like. The transcript is spliced from 7 exons. Gene Ontology annotation, cellular component: extracellular region. Lineage: Eukaryota; Metazoa; Arthropoda; Insecta; Hymenoptera; Formicidae. The coding region runs from base 1 to 1374 and encodes 457 amino acids. The record is from RefSeq and is a predicted model, not a curated record.
AUGAUAGAUCAAUUAACCUUAAACGACGGUGUGCAGUUCUUAACUAUCGGUAUAACGCAGAACUCGGUCAUUCUACUGUGCAUAUCUGUUACACUAAAAAUGACGCAGUUACUAUUUAAUGUAUUAAUUCUAACAAUUGCAAGUAUAAGCUUCGGUGUUGAAUUGGAAGAGCAGUACAAAUGGGAAUAUAUCGAUUACGUAUGGAAAAACUCAAGGCACAAGCAGAAUGCGGUGAAAAUUGGCUAUUAUAAAAUUAGUAAGAACGUUUUAUAUGAUGCAGAUAUAGCACCAGAUGGUAGAAUAUUUGUUACUGUGGUAAGACAGAGGGGAGUACCAGCUAGUUUAACGACAAUAAAUAAGAUAGUAGAACGAGGUGGUCCACUUCUGUCUCCUUAUCCAGAUUGGACAUGGCACAAAUUCAAUAAGACUAAUUGCGGUUGUGAUACUAUUACAAGUGUAUACCGAAUAUCCAUCAAAUGCAAUCGCCUUUUCGUUCUGGAUUGUGGCGCAGUCGGGGAAGAGAAAAUUUGUCCUCCGAAACUAUUGAUCUUCAAUUUAAAAAACGAUAUGCUCGAGAAAUGUCUCGUCAUCCCACCUGACAUCGCUAGUAACAAAAAUGGCACUGGAUUGCUCGUGACACCACUUCCUUAUGUUCGAGAUUGCAAUUACAUAAACGAUGCAACCGUGUUUAUGGCUGGCACUGAAGGUUACGGUUUGGUGAUAUACAACAAAAAUUUAGGCUUCUACAGAAUUGAAUCUGAUUUUAUGAAUGCAACUGAUCCCACCAUAGAAGGUCAGAGUUUUUAUUCGAAGGACAGUAGUCUCAGCUUAACAAUUAUUAAUAAAUAUUUAUACUAUGCUUCUUUAGCGGGACGCAAGAUAUUUAAGAUAGAUAUUAGUAAUCCACAAAAAUUUUCAAAACUAACCAGAAACGAGACUAAUAGUUUAACUAAAUUGGUGGGUACCUUAUCUGGCCAAACGGGACCGAUAGCAUCCGCACAACACGCACUAUUUUUCAGCAACAUCCCGAAAACGUCAAUUUUGUGUACGAACACUAAGAAGAAAUUUAAUACAGAAAUUGUCGCACAAGAUGCCGAAAAAUUGCAAUUUCUAAGUGGGAUGAAAGUUACAUGGUGUGGAAGAAAACUACUAAUCGUAACAAACCAUCUGCAACAUAUUACAUUAGAUCUACAUAAUACAUCAUUUCCAAACAAAAAAACAAACUUCCGUAUUCUCACCAUAGAUAUAGAGCAAAUACGGCAGGAAACAAAUUGUUUUUCUUCUUACAAUAGCACUUAUCAUAGUCUUGUAUUUUUUCCUUUUAUACCUUGGUUUUUUUAUAUACCUUGGUUUUCUGUUUUCAUUGAAAAAUAA